UGUGCAUAAAAUUGUUUCAGGUUAAUCUGAGAUGUGGUAGUCAGUAAAACUCUUAAAAACAUUCAGAUAUCUGUUGUUCAUUUAGGUGAGGAGCUACAUCCGUGAGCACAGUCCACGGCAGCGUCCCAGCAUGACACGUGAUGGCUGGAAGAGGAGCAUGGCGAGCAGUGGCAGCACCAGCGGUGUCAGUGCUCACAGCAGUAGUAAUGCCAGCAUGGUAAGCAGUGCCAGCAGUAGCACCGCUUCCACGGGGUCCAAUUCCUCCACAAGCAUCAGCCGUGCACACAGUGAUGGAAACCUGGCCACUGCUGCAGAGCGAAUACGAGACUCUAAGAAACGCUCCAAGCAGAGGAAAAUGCAGCAGAAGGCUUUACGUAAGCGCCAGCUGAAGGAGCAGAGACAGGCUCGCAAAGAGAGAUUGAGUGGUCUCUUCCUGAAUGAGGAGGUCCUUUCACUUAAAGUCACAGAGGAGGAAGACCGUUGUGAUGAUGUUGAUGUAUUGAUGUGACGAGAAUGAAUUAUUCAGUGUUCCUUCUAAGCCUCUUCCAUGCAGCAUUAAUUACUCUGUUCUAGACAUCUCUCGGCAAUCAGGGGCCUGAUGUAUAAAUGUUGUGUAUGCGCAAAAAAGGCAUUGAAAUGUGUGUACGCAAUUUUCCAUGCACAUAUCAGGAUUUAUAAAAAUAAACUUAGUGUAAAUAUGUGCGCACCGUCCGCACACUCUAGACCUUGCGUACGCACUCUUUUACUGGAGUGAGCAAAGUAAUGAAGUAAAUAGAAUGAUUUUAAACUCUGUUUUCAUUUUGCUACACAUUUAGAUUAAAUAUUCCACUCUCAUUAAUGGAGUUGAAGGCACAGUAUGUAAGUUUCGCUGCUAGAGGUCAUUUUUUUCAAAACAAUAAUAAAGGCGUGAAAUCAUGGUAGUUCAUGGUAGUCGUAUUCACUUCCACAGCCAAUGGAAAGCAAUCCAACAAGACUCGGCAGAAAUCAUGCUCAUGGGUGAGCUAAUGUAUUAAAGUUAAAAUUAACUUUAUUGUGGUCUGAAGCGGGGCGGGGCCAAGAGCCUGGGACAGUUUACGUUGCUGUUUUUAUAAUGCUUAUAUGCCGCAGUCAGCCGCUGCUGCUCCUUAUGUUUUCUUGUUUAUUUUACAAUUAAAGUUAUGUUUAGCAUCCGCCUCCUUCUCUGAACUUUGUUACAGUUACAUUUGAUCACUUAAAUUCACUUUAUUUUAUUUCAUUCUAAUAAAACAGCUGCAAGUGCUGAACUACUCAAACAGGUCACUUUAUCUGACAAAUUAUAAUUGUAAGUUAAAGCAGCACUGUUUUACUUGGUCAAAACAAUCAUACUAAAAUACUUUGUGUUUGUUUAAAGUCGUUUCAACAUUACUUUGUGCGUUAGGCUUGGUUGCUGGUAUGAGAUACUUGUUGCACACUUUAAUAAGCUAGAUCGAUAUGAGAAUAUAUUAAUAAAAACUGGAUGACUUGUGUUGGUAAAUGGCAUGCAAUUAAUUUUAAAAUAUAUUGCAUGGUGGAGAAAAUGCUGUAUUACUGUUACUACAAAUAAAGCUCUUUCUGAUUAAGCUAUGUUAGUCACAUGAUAAAAUAGUGCUGUCUCUGAGGCAUGGUACAAACAUGUUACGGUAAAUCAAGAAAGAUUCAAAUAAAGCCCUAUUUGGACAGUAAGUGUUUCUCAUAGGGAUGUACGGUAUUUUCAACAUUUACAGGGGCUGGUCAGUGAUUUUAUUGCUGUCCGAAUCCAGAAUGUCAGUGUUUUUCUCCCACCAUCCACAUAAAAAUCCCCGGCCAAAUUACCUACUGUUUUUCGACAAAUGCCAAGGUCAUGUGAUAAUUUAAUUGCAUCCGAAUCCACAUCUCUCUAGUUUACAAGAGGAGAUUAAUACAAAAUUCACUGUACGAUAACUGUUGUGCUUCACUGUAAUUUGCAUGCAUUUUAAAUAUGUACAUUUUUAUUACUGAAAUGCUGGGAAGUAUUUACAAGAACUAUUUCAUCACCGUUUCACCUUAGCAAAA
Megalobrama amblycephala (Wuchang bream) is the source of this 2028-nucleotide messenger RNA. Its product is annotated as protein FAM199X. The transcript is spliced from 2 exons. The record is from RefSeq and is a predicted model, not a curated record. Lineage: Eukaryota; Metazoa; Chordata; Actinopteri; Cypriniformes; Xenocyprididae. Bases 131 to 508 code for a protein of 125 amino acids.